UCAGGGCUCUUGGGGAAAGAUCAGCCCUUGGCGAGUUAGUCCCGGGAGAGCUUUGCCCACCCUGCCCAGGGUCUACAGUGCCGUCUUCUCCCCCGGCAGAGAGAUGCGUGGCAUGUGGAGGAGCUCCCUGUACCACAUGGCUCAGAGGCUGGUGGAGCUGCUCAGCAGGGAGCAGCCGCGCUGGGAGGCCCCCGCCAUGGCGCUCCUGGCUGAGCUCCUGGCCUACCCUGACAUGAACGCAUGGGAUGAACGUGUCGUGCAGCUGGCGCCAAGGUACCUGGGGAGCAAGAGCAGCGUGAUGCGGUGCCUGGUGCUCAGAGCCCUCAGCACCCUCUGCCACAAACCCGCGAUGGAUGAAAUGAUGCAGAUCCUGCAGAGAAGGCUCAUGGAGCUGCUGGGGGAUGCAGAUGAGGAGGUGGUUGUGAUGACCCUCAAUCUGCUCAGCAACAUUCUCCACAACUGCAACACCCGAGUUGUCAACGUCAUGGCUCGGGAGCUGACUUGGAGGCUCCCGCCACUCUUCCACCACGACAUCAUCCACGUGCGGCUGCUCUCCCUUCAGCUCUUCCAACACACCAUGGAGGCUCUCAAGAAAGAAGAAAGCAAGCUGCUGAAGGCACAGGUGCACCAGAACCUGGUCCCACUGCUCUGCCUCCUGCAUGAGGAGAGCCAGGAGGUGGCAGAGGCCUCUCGGGUCACCCUGCUGCGAGCUGCCACCUUCCUGAAGAAGAGGAGGCUCAGACAGGUGCUGGAGAAGUGUAAGCUGUGGGCGGUGGACGAGUGCCUGCUCUCGCAGUGCAGCAGCAGCAGAGCCGUGCAGUACGUGCAGCAGGCCCUGUGGUGCCUCUACAGCCCACAGCAGCCCGUGCGAGAGGCGGCCGUCAGGUUCCUGGGAAUUGCCGGGCAGCACCUGAGGGGACAGGAGAAGGAACUGCAGCUGAUCCAUCGGGCCCUUCAACUCGUGACAGAUGACGUCAACCUGUCGGUCGCAAACCUGGCAGUUCAGACCCAGCUGAGCCUGAGAGCUGCAGAGGAAGCAGCUUCCUCCAGACCCAGCCUGCGAGAGCGGCUCUGCAGGGCCUGGAGGGGAUGGGCUGCCUCCUGGGCCCGUGGCUGACUGGGCAGCUGCAGCUCAGCGCGGGGCUGGUCCCAGGACAACACUCCAUGAGAUCUUCCCUGUGCUCCCUGGCAAGUCUUUAAUCCCUCAACCCACCAGCAGUGUUCUGUUGAUUCAUGGCACAGUGGUUCAGGCACUUUGUAGUUUUUAAUGUGUGCAAAGGGCUUUGCUAAACACAA
Molecule: messenger RNA, 1296 nt
Organism: Colius striatus (speckled mousebird)
Lineage: Eukaryota; Metazoa; Chordata; Aves; Coliiformes; Coliidae
Product: maestro heat-like repeat family member 5
Exons: 8
Coding region: 104-1117 (337 amino acids)
Cellular component (GO): cytoplasm
Source: RefSeq, a predicted model, not a curated record